GGACGCGACGCAUUUUGGAGAUGCUGGAGUCGCUCUUGGCUCUUGGUGGGCUGGUGCUGCUGCGGGGUGAGGGUCACAGGCACAGGGCCUUAGGAGCAGGGCCCAAGGGGCGGAAGUGGAGAGGAAGGGCCGUGGACUCCGUGGAGUGGGAGGGGCGCAGCCUCUUGAAGGCGCUUAUCAAGAAAUCUGCACUGUGUGGGGAGCAAGUCCACAUCCUGGGCUGUGAAGUGAGCGAAGAAGAGUUUCGUGAAGGGUUUGACUCCAAUAUCAACAGCCGGCUCGUUUACCAUGACCUCUUUAGAGACCCUCUCAACUGGUCAAAGACUGGGGAAGCCCUUCCUGGGGGUCCCCUGGAAGUCUUGAGGGCCCUGAGCAGGAGGACAGAUCCUGGCCCUGUCACCAUUGCUCUCGAUUCCCUCAGCUGGCUGCUGCUUCACCUUCCCUGCACCACACUCUGCCAGACUCUGCACACUCUGAGCCAUCAGGACUCCUGCCGUGGUGACAGCUCCCCAGGAGAGCAGGUGCAUGUGCUGGGCCUGCUGCAUGAAGAGCUUCACGGCCCAGGCCCCUUGGGAGCACUGAGCAGCCUUGCUCAGACCGAGGUGACCCUGAGUGGUGCGAUGGGCCAGGCCUCAGCCCACAUCCUCUGUCGGAGGCCCCAACAGCGUCCGACCCACCAGACUCAGUGGUUCUCUGUCCUUCCUGACUUCAGCCUGGAGCUCCAAGGGGGGCCGCCUCAAGAAUCCCAGGCUUACCCAGAUCCUCAUACUCCCUCGAUGGACCCCACGACUCAUUUGACUUUUAACCUUCGCCUGUCCAAGAAAGAGAGAGAAGCCAAAGAUAGCCUGACCCUGCCCUUCCAGUUCAGCUCGGAAAAACAGCAGGCUCUACUGUGCCCUGGGCUGGGCCAGGCUACCAGCCACAUUUUCUAUGAGCCAGAUGCUUACGAUGACCUGGACCAAGAAGACCCAGAUGAUGACCUAGAUGUUUAACUGGCCAGGAGAUGUGACUAGACUGUAAUUGGAGGAAGAGAGACACCUUGGGCCCAUAACCAUCCUUCCAUUGUUUGCGUUGGCCUUAGCCUGUCUCUGCCCCAUCUUUGUUCCCUGUGUCGGUGGAGGCCCUGCCCUGUGACCCAUGAGCCAGGGAGCAGCUUCCAGUGAGGAGAGAAAGUGGAAUGGGGGCAUAACGGAAGGUGACACCACCCCCCCACAAGCCUAAUAAAAUCUUAAUUUUUAAAUUAAAAACAAAA
Mesoplodon densirostris (Blainville's beaked whale) is the source of this 1252-nucleotide messenger RNA. RefSeq names its product elongator acetyltransferase complex subunit 5 (gene ELP5). Gene Ontology annotation, cellular component: cytosol; nucleus; elongator holoenzyme complex. The record is from RefSeq and is a predicted model, not a curated record. The coding region runs from base 21 to 992 and encodes 323 amino acids. Gene Ontology annotation, biological process: tRNA wobble uridine modification. Lineage: Eukaryota; Metazoa; Chordata; Mammalia; Artiodactyla; Ziphiidae. Gene Ontology annotation, molecular function: tRNA binding. The transcript has 8 exons.